AUGAGAGAGUUAAUAAAGCUAUUCAUUUUGGCUUUUGUCGAAGCUGGAAUGGACACGACUUGGUUCCGGAAAUUCCGCUUAGCAAAAAUUUACUCAAAUGGGCCAAUUCAAGUUGCUUCAGCAAGAAUAAAUGGGUUUAUGUACAAUCGGAAUACCUUCAUGACCCUGAAAGAGUGCGUGACACAAUCAGAUGAUACCACGACGGAUCUGACGACUCUCAACAAUCGGGAUAUUUUGGAGAAAGCAAUGCUUGGCCAUAAACUGUUUGUCGACUACUCGACCAAGGAGCGUUUGCCCGAAAGAGGUUUGGAAAGCGCGGAUGUUUAUGGAGCUAAAGUUGAGGGCAAUUUCGCCAUCCUUCGAACAGAUAGAACGACAGAGGUACAUAACGACAUCCUUCGCAUUCCUCCUGCUUCUCACCUUCGAACUCGCCUCAAAAGUGGUGUUUCUUUGGACUGUAUGAUCUUCCGAAUCAGGCGGAACGACAUGUUCCCGCUGCAUCACAAGCAAACAAUUUCUCAUAUCAGCGCGGAUGGCAGCUAUUGUGAAGUAAAACCAAGCAAGGAUAUACGAGGAUUCGAAUGUGGCGAUCCUCUUUACUGUAAAUUGCCAUCAAGCGGGACUCAUCAGCUGAUUGGCCCAGGGCUGCCCUGGAUUGGCCUCUUUUCCAUCGAAGGCCGAAGCCGACGAAAUGGGCCGCACCGAGUCCAACUUAUCACCAAAUACGCCAAACCAACAACUCCGCCAUCAUUUUCAAUACCAACUCCCCAACCAACAGAAACAACGACAACAUCUUUGACAACAACGAAGACUAUCGAAAAAAUAACAGAACAUGCAUCGAACCAGCUUUAUGCAAAGCUGAUUGAAAAUGGCCCCAGUGAAACUAAAAUCCUAGCUCGAGGAAUUAUGCUUGACUCUUCCACCUUCAUCACCUUGCAAAAGUGCGUCGGAGAAAAUGUUCUCGAUAUCGAAGAACGACUGAAAUUGAGAAAUCAAUUCGACGCUGACCGGUCCUUUUUCCAUUAUUCGCCGGAUAAGAGACUCAGAACUUAUCUCUCAUCUCAAGAAAAUCUCCCAAACGGCCUGUCUAUCUUUAGAUCAGAUCUACAUUCAAUCAGGAAACAACAUAACAUGAUUUUCUUACCGACCUCCGACGAGCUCAGCAGAUUCUACGAGAGCAAGGGAAGACUCUCCUGUUUCAUCAAGACUCCACUGAAAUCGCUAGAAGAUCUCGAUCUGUCGAUGGCUUCAGCGGUAGACAUGAUAAAGUUUUUGGAGUUAGAGUACUUUCACAUUUACGUGACAAAGUCUCGAGAUGCAUUUUUGGAAGUACAGGCGGUAGGAGAAACUGAAAUGAUGGAGUUCUCUGGCACAAACUGUGGAACUCCAGUUUACUGCGCUCAUCAUGACAUCUCUUCAACUUACAAAAUCAUCGGGCUCUUGGACACAACUUCAAGCAAAAACAAAGGUCGCUACUCAAUCUUCAAAAUCACUGAUUACACUCGUCCUCAAAAAAGAACAACAACGGCAGCGGGUCUACCUCCGACUCCGAUCACAAAAGUGACAACAACGACGACAACUCAAACAACGCAAUGCAUUCACUGGGAACCACAAACUGAAAACAGUCAUAAACAACACUUUGGGAGACUUUUCUCUGGAUUUCCUGGUUCAGAGCUUUCUGCUGGCUGCAAUGGAUUUAUUCUAACUGAUGAGAUACCAGAGAUUACUGGGAUGAUUUCGAAAAAGUCCAACGCAUUCGUCACUCUUUCAUCUUGCAUCGAAAAGUCGAGUGCAAAAGACCUUCAAGAAUUAAUGGAACUUAAACAAGCAAAAAUCGACUAUUCCGAGUUCUACUCUAGCUCUAAGAAAGGCAACAUUACUUCGUUCGACGAUCGAGAUGAUGGAUUUUUUAUCAUUUGGAUGACAACGACGAAAAGUCUUCAAAAUCACUUGAUUCCAGGACAAGGCGAGAUAGAAGAUGCGAUGGAAAAACGACUUGAGGGGAUGCAAUAUUGCUUUACGAAACAAGAAGACCCGGAAUUUAGAGAAACCAACUUUUAUCAGAACGAUCAGGGCCAUCUCGCAAUUCUCAAUUUGAAAAUUUACUUUCUCGAGCUUGUAGAAAACGGGAAAGAGCUAGAAUUUUCGGCGAAAAUGCGGGAGCAACGAUUCUGGACUUUUCAAAAUUAUGAUGUCGGCAUCCCCAUUUACUGCCCGAUCGGUAAAAAUGGAAGAUAUCGAAUUCUCGGUUUACUUACGGACUACAACAUCGACAAGCCUUUCGGACCAUUCCGGCUUCGAUUGAUUAACGAAUUCGCCUCUCCGAGAGCCUCAACAACUAAGCCAGCACUAGCUCCUACUCCAGUGACGAAAGUGACAACAACGACGACUACCCAAACGACUCAAUAUACUCAUUGGGAACCGAUCAAUAAGAAUACUGAAAAGCAGCGCUUUGGUAGACUUUUCUCUGGAUUUCCUGGCUCAGAGCUUUCAGUUGGUUGUAAUGGAUUUAUUCUGUCGGAUGUGAUACCAAUUACUGGGAUGUACAAUACAAAGUCUUACGCCUUCGUCACAUUAUCGUCUUGUAUCAAAAAGUCGACUUCUCACGACCUUGAGGAGUUCAUCAAUCUCAAAUACGCUCAAAUCGACUAUUCUGAGGUCCACAAGUCAAGCUCUCAUAAAUCGAACAUGACUUGGUUCAACGAACGAGAUGAUGGAUUUUUCAUCAUUUGGAUGACACCCACUAAGAGCUGGCAGAAUAACCUGAUUCCACUUCAAGGCGAAAUCGAAAACGCGAUGGAAAAGAGACUUGAGGGAAUGCAAUUUUGCUUUACAAAACAAGAAGAUCCCGAAUUCAGGAGCGAUUUUUAUAAAAAAAAACGAAAUUUUAACAUCGACAGACCAUUUGGCCCCUUUCGUCUUCGAUUGAUCAAGGAAUUCGUCCCUCCAAGAGCAUCAACAACCAAGACAACUUCGACAGUUUCCGUUUUCAACACGCAAACAACAACGACCCUCCAAAUGUUUCAAAUCGAAGAAAAUCCUUGGGAAGGAGUCGUUUUCCAAAAACUCAAAAGCACGCUAGCACCAACCCCGUCGAUGAAGACAACGACGACGGCUGAAAAGAUCAUUUUCGAGGACGAAGUUUGCUGUUUCAAAAUGAUCAUUGAGCCCGUCGACGGCGACAAAUUCGGACAAGAGGGAGAGUAUAACUUGAAAAAGGCGGCAAUAGAAGGACAGCUUGUUUUUUACAAACCCAUUUCUCCGCCCCCAAAAAGCGCUGAUAGCGAGACAAAUUGUCCGGAAGGAAUGGCGCUGAAAAAAGAUGGAAUGACUGUAGCCUCUGUGAAAUGCGCCUCGUAUGUGCCUCCACCGACUCCGACUCCACCAGAUCCUCGAGUGUUCAUCUUCCAAACCCUGUUUGAAAAUGUGAAGCUCAAAGAGAACCCGGAAAGUUUUCUCCUCUGCAAAGUUUUCUUCCUUGUUUUCGCACUUUUUAAUUAUUUGGUUAUUACAACUUUUUUAGUUUAA
Molecule: messenger RNA, 3528 nt
Organism: Oikopleura dioica
Lineage: Eukaryota; Metazoa; Chordata; Appendicularia; Copelata; Oikopleuridae
Source: the annotation of a GenBank genome assembly